This is a messenger RNA of Aedes albopictus (Asian tiger mosquito), 2468 nucleotides long. RefSeq lists its product as uncharacterized. The record is from RefSeq and is a predicted model, not a curated record. Bases 395 to 1720 code for a protein of 441 amino acids. Lineage: Eukaryota; Metazoa; Arthropoda; Insecta; Diptera; Culicidae. The transcript is spliced from 2 exons. Gene Ontology annotation, molecular function: nucleic acid binding. Gene Ontology annotation, biological process: DNA integration.
AUCGUUCCUUUAUCAGCCUGAAGAACAGUGGCCACAAAAACAAAAGCCACUUGUCACCAGUACCGAGCUCCUCAGUUCUCACAACUCACACCAAAUUGCCCCCGAUCCACUGUUUGAAACUGAACGCUUCCACAAAUGGGAGCGAUUGCUAAGAGCACAGGCGUACGUAUGCAGAUUCAUCAACAAUGUUCUUUGUCGCAGGAACGGAAAACCAACGGAAACAGGAAUCCUCAGCCGAGACGAGCUGAUCCGAGCCGAACGAGAAUUGUGGAAGCAAGUUCAAGCUGAAGCAUACGCCCAGGAACGACGAAUACUGCUUGACACUCAGGGUACUCCUGACUCACGCCACAACUUAGUACCGAAAUCGAGUCCCAUUUACAAGUUGUGGCCAUACAUGGACUUAGACGGCGUAAUCAGGAUGCGAGGAAGAAUAGGUGCCUCAUGGUAUGCAACUCAUGAUGCCAAGAAUCCGAUCAUAUUACCGAAAUCUCAUCAAAUAACCUUGCUUCUGGUGGAUUCGUAUCACCGUCGGUAUCAUCAUGCCAACCAGGAAACGGUGGUGAAUGAACUGCGGCAGCGCUUCGAAAUAUCCAACUUGCGAACUGUCAUUAAACAGACAGCCCGAAGAUGUAUCAAAUGCCGCAUUGCACACGCAGUUCCUCGGACUCCACCAAUGGCUCCGCUCCCAGAACAACGUGUCACACCUUUUGUAAAGCCUUUUACAUUUGUCGGUCUGGAUUAUUUCGGACCCUUAACGGUAAAGGUCGGCCGCUCUGAAGUUAAACGAUGGGUGGCACUCUUUACGUGCCUUACCGUUCGUGCCGUACACCUUGAAGUAGUGCAUAGUUUAUCCAGCGAGUCAUGUAUUCUAGCCAUUCGUCGAUUUAUCGCCCGACGCGGAGCACCAUCUGAGUUCUUUAGCGAUAAUGGGACUAAUUUUGUAGGGGCGAACUCACAGUUGCAACAGGAAAUUGUGGCUAGGAACACUGAAUUAGCCAUUACCUUUACCAACACCAAUACACGUUGGAACUUUAACCCACCGGGCGCUCCACACAUGGGUGGAGCGUGGGAGCGCUUGGUGCGCUCAGUAAAAAAUGCCAUUGGUACCAUCAUCGACGCUCCUCGUCGACCUACUGACGAAGUUCUCGAAACGGUCUUACUAGAUGCCGAAGCAAUGAUAAAUUCACGGCCUCUAACUUAUAUUCCACUGGAGACCGCCGACGAAGAAUCAUUGACACCGAAUCACUUUUUGUUGGGUAGUUCUUCCGGUGCAAAGCAACCACGCUCGGAGAUCAAAAGCGAUCGUGUCAGUCUGCGGGGUUACUGGAAUCUGUCUCAACACUUGACAGAUCUUAUAUGGAAAAGAUGGAUCAAAGAGUAUCUGCCAGUAAUCACUCGACGAUGCCGGUGGUUCGAAGAAGUUCGUGAUGUCCAAGAAGGCGAUUUAGUGCUGAUAGUUGGUGCAGAGGCGCGGAAUCACUAUGUGCGAGGACGAAUAGAAAAGGUAUUUCCGGGACGAGACGGGCGCAUACGCCAAGCUCUGGUGCGCACAGCUAACGGAAUCUACAAGAGACCGGUCGUGAAACUCGCGUUGCUUGACGUCGCAUCACAUGGUAAACCUGGUCCAACCUCGUUGGAGCCACCAUCGGCACACCAGCCUUUACGGGUGGGGGGAUGUUGCGACGCACAUCAAGCCCCUCGUCCGACCAGAUCGCCGUAGUUACAACAGGGCAUCUACAUCGUUUAGGUAGUAGUGAGUGACGACAAACACAGGUGUAUGAAAAACGUCAAACGCGAUGAGUCGUAAAUUUCAUGUUCUCGGCCAGAAGUUUAUUAUCAAAGUUUAAAGAAAUUCGAUAGUUAAAUAAUUAAUUUCUAACUUGAAUUACAAUCUCAUAGGGUAAGCAAUAUUCGCCGCAUUGAAUUAGAGGUCAGAAUAACAAUUUAUCUUAUUAGGAUUUGCCACAGUGAAUUGUACCCUCGGCAGCGUUAUCAUUACCACCUGAUUUGACACUUGCUUCCCCUCAGGUAUCGAUAUUAGCAAAAACCCGUAAGUGAACUAGUUAUUUCUAAUUGGAAGCUUAUUACCCAUUGAUUACUUUCCCUUUAGAUUUGAAUCGUCACACUCCGCAAUUGUUAGCUAUAACUCAGUCAGGUCACGGUAGAACACUAAAACUCUUAAAGCGACAAACCACCCACAACCCGUGUUUCGCUAAAAAGACUUGGUGUUUCUACGAACACACGCUAAUAGGGUAGCGAGCCACUUGGGCAGUGGCCGGUAUUUUGGGCACUCUUCGCUAUAACUCAGUCAAUUCCAAACCAAUUGACUUGAAAUUUUGUACACGGCCAAAUACUUUACGUAUCUCACCGCAUUCCAAAAAUUGUGUCAAUUGGUUUAAAAUUGGCUGAGUUAUAGCAGAAAAGUGCCCAAAAUAGGACCCCUGCCGAGAUGGUUCCAUUUCCCUAUU